AUGACCGUGUCGAAUAUAAUUAUCGUCGAAGUUGAGACUCUUUUAGAUAGUAUCGAAGCUCCAGAAGAAUUUGACUGGAGAGACAAAAACGUUGUGACUGAAGUCAAAGAUCAAUCGACUUGCAGUUCUUGCUGGACGUUCAGUGCUACGGGUGUUACAGAAGGCCAAUACGCUAUAAGACAUUCAGAAUUGCUUUCUUUGUCGGAAAAGCAGUUAAUCGACUGCUGGUCUGAAAGCGGCGGUUGCAUAUUAGGAAAUUAUCCACAUGAAGGACUUAAUGCCGUAGCUAAAAUGGGUGGUUUUAUGUUGGAAAGUGAUUAUCCAUACGCGCCACGUCAAGAUGAAUGUUCGUUUCAAAAAGACAAAGUGGCAGUGCGAGUUAAGCGUGGUGUCCGAAUACAAGUCAAUGAUGAGGAACAACUCAAGCGUUUGGUUUAUCAGAAAGGUCCCAUUUCCACCGGAUUCUUCGCGUAUAAUGGAUUUAGCACGUACAGUGGUCAGAUAAUCGAUGGUGCAAACUGUCCUGCAGAUGCGACACCCAACCAUGCCAUGCUUAUCGUUGGUUAUGGCGUUGAGAAUGGAACGCCGUAUUGGAUAAUAAAGAACUCUUACAGUGAGAACUGGGGAGAUAGCGGAUACCUGAAGUUAAUUAGAGGCAAAAAUGCUUGUGCUUUGUUAUUCUAUACUGCUUUGGCUGAAGUUGAAUGA
Papilio machaon (common yellow swallowtail) is the source of this 708-nucleotide messenger RNA. Its product is annotated as thiol protease aleurain. NCBI's taxonomy places the organism in Eukaryota, Metazoa, Arthropoda, Insecta, Lepidoptera, Papilionidae. The transcript is spliced from 6 exons. The coding region runs from base 1 to 708 and encodes 235 amino acids. The record is from RefSeq and is a predicted model, not a curated record. Gene Ontology annotation, molecular function: cysteine-type endopeptidase activity. Gene Ontology annotation, cellular component: lysosome.